Molecule: messenger RNA, 3222 nt
Organism: Seminavis robusta
Lineage: Eukaryota; Bacillariophyta; Bacillariophyceae; Naviculales; Naviculaceae
Source: the annotation of a GenBank genome assembly
AUGAACGACCCGAAACCAAACCGAGAGAAAGACGGGGUGUUGGCUUCCUUGGACGAGGAGAACGCGUCUGGAAGCCAUGACAUCAAUCGACAAAACGGCGGUUCUGUUGAACAAGACGAUCUCGUGAAUGUGGAACAGAACGGGGAUCCAACGAAAUUGAGCUCACCCGGGGUAUACGGCGUUGGUCCCGGUGCCGUCAGUGUCGGGCCUUCGUCUGUCACAUCAUCAUCCAACAAUAGGCAAGCACAACAGCUUAGUCAGAUGGAGCAGGAUGUGGCAGUGAAACAGGCUGCAAAAAAUAGCAUGCCCAGUCUUCCUGGCGCAUACCCAGCGGGACCUGGAUCAGUGGUGUCCUCAUCAAGUAUCAGACAAGUACAGCAACUAGGUCAAAUGGAGCAGGAUGUGGCUGUCAAACAGGCCGCCAAAAAUGAAAUGCCAAGCCUUCCUGGAGCUUACCAAGCGGGACCUGGAUCAGUGGUCUCUUCGUCCACCAGCAAGCAAGCUCAGCAGCUCUCGCAAAUGGAGCAGGAUCUAGCAGUGAAACGGGCUGCAAAAAAUAGUAUGCCCAGUCUUCCAGGUGCAUACGCAGCGGGACCUGGAUCAGUGGUGUCCUCAUCAAGUAACAAACAAGCACAGCAACUUGGUCAAAUGGGGCAGGAUGUGGCAGUCAAACAGGCUGCAAAGACCCCAAUGGCAAGCGGUCCUGGGUCUUACUCGGUGGGGCCCGGAUCAAUGGCCUCCCUGUCCAGUAGCACACAAGUGCAGCAGUUGUCCCAAAUGGAGCAGGAUGUGGCGGUGAAGCAGGCAGCAAAGAGCCCAAUGGCAAGCGGUCCUGGGUCUUUCUCUGUGGGGCCCGGAUCAAUGGCCUCCUUGUCCAGUAGCACACAAAUACAGCAGUUGUCUCAAAUGGAACAGGAUGUGGCGGUCAAACAGGCAGCAAAGAGCCCAAUGGCAAUUGGUCCUGGGUCUUACUCGGUGGGGCCCGGAUCAAUGGCCUCCUUGUCCAGUAGCACACAAGUGCAGCAGUUGUCCCAAAUGGAGCAGGAUGUGGCGGUGAAGCAGGCGGCAAAGACCCCAAUGGCAAGCGGUCCUGGGUCUUACUCAGUGGGGCCCGGAUCAAUGGCCUCCUUGUCCAGUAGCACACGAGUACAGCAGUUGUCCCAAAUGGAACAGGAUGUGGCGGUCAAACAGGCUGCAAAGACCCCAAUGGCAAGUGGUCCUGGGGUUUACUCGGUCGUAACCGGAUCAAUGGCCUCCUCUUUGAGUAGCAGGCAAGUGCAACAAUUGUCCCAAAUGGAGCAGGAAGUGGCAGUGAAGCAGGCAGCAAAAAAAGCAUUUGUUGGCAGCCCUGGAACAGAAGAGGAUUUGUUAGUGAAACAGGGGGCAAGUGCUGGUUCAUGGAGUACUGGUGCUGGUAUUGGCCCCAGUAGUAAACAGGUGGCUGAAGCGGAGCAGGCCGCAGCAGCAAAGGAAAGGAAUGCAUACCCUUCACAGAGUCUUGCCAGAUUGAGUACGGACGAAAACAUGCGGAUGGGAAAUAAUGCCCACAUCAAGAAAAACUCGGACUUCGUGGAACCUAUGCCACAACUGGACCCUCUUCCAGUUGUGCCAACCCAGAACUCCAAUCGCAACUACGGGGCCCCGCUCACGUCGCCGACGACGGUACCGGGGCCGAUGGAGAUAUCCAGAAGAACAGACCACGAAGAAAAAAUUGAGCAUACUUCGACUAUGGAUUUGGCGGUUGCCAUGCCUGUCAUGGAGGAUGAGGAGUCAGAGCUACCACGGCAAAUUGCUACUCCAGACGACAAACCCGCCUUUCAGCCACAGAAAAAAUUCCCGAUUUUCUAUGUUUCCGCUGGUAUCAUUAUUUUUGUGCUGGUCAUCACAAUUGGAUCCAUUUGUGGGAGUGGUCACUGCGCGAGCGGUGGUGACAGUGAAGCAAUGGAAUCUGCAACUGCCAGAGAUGCGCUGAGGCAAGACUUCCAGCUGCGAAUAACAGCUGGGUUAGGUUAUGUGCAUUCUGGCUUGGAUAACGAGAAUUCGGCCUAUGAGAAUGCCCUGGAUUGGGUGUUAAACUUUGAUCCACAGCAAUUGGAUCCUGAUGCAGACAACUUGUUGCAACGGUUUAUCUUGUCCCUUCUCUACUACGAGACAACAGCAAGGAAACCCUGGUAUUCCUGCAACCCACCGCUUGGUGCACAGGAAGACACCUGCAAAUUUUUCAUUGAUGGAUCCCAGGAACAGUGGGGUAUUCGAUGGCUCACUGACUCUCCUGAGUGUCAGUGGGGGGGCGUAAAGUGUGAAUCGGGGGUCGUUACUUCGAUCCGAUUGACUUCCCACGAAAUGAAUGGUCAACUGCCAGCUGAGCUGGGCAUGCUUCCAAAGCUGUCCAAGCUAGAUCUCUCCACUAACGAGUUGACGGGGACUAUUCCGUCCAGUCUCAUGGUACCCGACCUGGAUCUAGGAGUCAAUCAGUUCGCAGGGACGAUUCCGGCCGAAAUCUUCACUAACCCUAGUCUCGGGCGUCUUUUUCUUUCAAACAAUACAUUGACCGGGACGCUGCCCACAGAGGUUGGGCUUGCAUCAGAUCUCGUUUCGUUGAAUCUACGAUUCAAUCGGUUGUCGGGUAUCUUGCCCAAUCAGCUGUUUGGCCUUUCAAACAUGCAGUUCAUGAACCUGGCAGCAAAUCAGUUCACAGGUACACUUUCUGAAGCAGUUGGGGGUCUUGUGAAUUUGACGUAUUUCAAUUUCGGUCACACUUUGGUGGGCGGACGCUUGCCCUCCGAGCUGGGAAAACUAGAAUUUCUUAGGGAACUACAUAUUCAGAACACUUUCAUAAGUGGCACAAUUCCGGAAGAGGUUUACAAGGGGUCCAGCGAAAUCAUAGCUUUCAACUUUGAAGAUUGCAAUCUCUCUGGAACGAUCAGCACCAGUGUUGGACUGCUCACUAAUUUGCAAAGGCUGUUGCUAGCAAACAACAACUUGUCAGGAACGAUUCCUGAGGAAUUGACCGCUUCAACCAAGCUGUCCAAGUUCACGGUAAACGGGAACCAGCUAUCCGGCUCGUUUCCAUCAGGACUUUGUUCCAAUUUGUUUGCAUCUAAUGACAACCACUUUGCAGCGGACUGUGAGCCCGAAAAGGGCACAGGGAUUGCAGCCAUGCCUUGCCUCUGCUGCACAGAAUGUUGUGAGGCAUCAACUGGUAUCUGCAGCGAAGUAUAG